Messenger RNA from Colletotrichum chrysophilum, 921 nucleotides. RefSeq lists its product as uncharacterized. The transcript has a single exon. Lineage: Eukaryota; Fungi; Ascomycota; Sordariomycetes; Glomerellales; Glomerellaceae. The record is from RefSeq and is a predicted model, not a curated record. The coding region runs from base 1 to 921 and encodes 306 amino acids.
AUGCCCCAUUUCUUCGACCUGCCCCGCGAGGUGCGGGAUCUGAUCUACGGCCAAUACGUCAUUUCCGACGGCGGUUAUGUAUUGGACUUCGAAAGUAACACCCUCAGAUGUGCCAACGGCGACAACAUCGACCUUGCCUUCAUGCUCACCUGCAAAGCUGUGGCAAAUGAAUUGAGGACCGUGCCGUUCUCUACGAAUACUCUCGACUUUUCUACGACAUGUUCUGAGGAGCAUCGCGUCACCGCCGGUCGUUUCGGCGAUAUAGUCAUGCGUAUAUCGAAGCAGCUGGGGGAGAAGUUGCACAACAUAUACCCCGAUAAUCUCAGCGUUCCUGAUGAUGUCUGGGAGGAGCUCACGCGGGAUCAUCCAAGAUUUGCGCCGUACCUCGGCAUGAUCAAAGGUAGAGCAAACAAAUGGUGGACCAACGACCAAGGCAAGUUGAGGCAACAUUCGGACUGGCGAAAUGUCAGUUCCACUGGCUGCUGCGAGGAAACACCGUCUGUUUUCCGCAAGUUCUCCCGUGCUGCCAUGCAAACUAUUCUGGCACACAAGGAUCGAUUCAGCCCGGAGCAAUUCUCAAACUUCCAGAACGGAGUAUUUGUCCUUGGAGAGGAACGCAGGAACGAUGAUGGGACGGAACCAGCACACCUUGAGAGGCUGGCCGGACUGAAUCCCGAUCCCUGGGAAAUUCCGACCCGACAAAGAGUUGACGGCAUGAUGAAUCUUAUCCGCAAUAUUGAGGCGGAGCGGAUGGAAGCGGAACGGAAAGCUCGCCGUGAAAGAUGGGAUCGCGAUUGCGGACUCGAUACAAGCUUGAUCAAGUAUCACUACUCCGCAGCGGCUGUAGCUAUUCGGUUUCUCAAGUCUUUAUCGAGGGAUACCCGAUUGAAUAUCAGGAAAAUCCUACUCAAAGAAGAGUGA